AUGGCCACCGACGUCAGUCGCAUGCGCGAGCUGCUCACGCAGAGUCUGCGCGCGCCCGAACCGCAGCGCUCUGCGGCCGAAAAGGACCUGCAGCAGCUGCAACGCUGUGCCAUCACCGCUCCCUUCCUCGCUGAAGUGCUCGCGAUGUGCGUGGCACUGCCAGACGCCGACCAUACGCCGCGCAAUCUCGCGCAAUUGGCCGCCGAGGACGCGGACGUGCGCCUGUUUGCGGUUCUGUGGCUCAAACAGUACCUGAAAGCGCAGUGGAAGACGCGGACGAAAGUUGACAACACGACGACGAAUUUGCUGUCGGACCAAGAGCGCGACCACAUGCGGCGCGUGCUGCUCUUUGCAGCGCUGCACGAGCCACAGCCAACGAUUGCGCUGCAUCUGUCGCUCCUCAUCGCGUCGCUCGUGCGCCUCGAGUAUCCGCGUCAGUGGACGUUUGAGAUGCUCUUUCCAGUCAUGUUGCAGCCUCUGAGACGGGAGAGUGGCGGGACCGACGUGUCGAGGGAGAGUCGAGGACUGGCCGUGUGCUACUGCGUCGUGAAGGAGCUCGCAACGCGGCGACUCGUGCAGCACCGCAAACAAUUUGCACUGCUCAGUGUCGAGCUCUUGCCGCUGCUGUUGCAGUACUGGAUGGCCGCGGCCACGCAGCUGAAUGAGAGCUUGGCGCGGGCCGAAAAAGAGGCGGCAGGAUUCGUGGGUGGGCAGAAGAUGGCUUCGAUUGCUUCCGCCCUAUCGGUAGGAGGAGAGCAGCUGAGUGCGCUGCUAACGGCUACGAAACUCGUGUCAACGAUGCUGCUGAAUGCGUUUCGGGACUUGAUGGCGCUUCAGAAUGGGGACCUGAUGCGAUCAGCGCUUGUCGGGUUUUACAGUCAGCUCGAGAGACUGGUGACGUUUCGACAAACGUGUGUUCCCCUCGAUAGUGAGGCAGGUAAUGCUACAUUUGGCACGGAAGCUAGCGAGAUGAUGCUGGCCCUUGACAAGUGCAUGUACCGCAUUGCGGCUAUUGUCGUGGGCGUACAGAACUCGUAUCCGAUUGAGUUCCGCGAAUAUUUGCCGCCAUUCCUUGGACUGUUCUGGAACAUUGCAACUGCUUUCGCCUCGGUAUCUGCAACAGUGGCUCCAUCGCCUCGGAAGUUGCAGAUUGUCGCACUACAGUUCUUUGCAAAUGUACUGAGCUGUCGACUGUACAAGAAAGACAGUCUCCCCGGAUCUGAGUGCACGACGCGGAUUGUGAAGGUCAUUACAUCCACUGGAGACGUUAUGCUGACGGACGCUAUGGUUUUGGAAGCGCAAGCAGCUGUGCAUGCUUUUUUCACUCACACGGAGAAUCGCUUUGCAUCGAUGAUGAACCUUGUGGUGAUGCAUUACAUGACGCUGACCGCGAAGGACUUGGAAGAGUGGCAAGGCGACCCAGAAGCGUAUUGUACGUUCAUCGAGAGCUUGACGGCGAAGGAGUCGGCACGAGCAUGUGCUGAAAAUGUAUUUUUGACGCUGAUGCAUCGCUUUCCGGAUCAAGCGAUCCCGUGUUUGACUCAGAUGACAUCGGCUGCCUCGGCAUACCUGGUGGAACUCGGCCAUGGCAGGGUGUCUGCCACUCGUGAUGAUCGACGAAUUCUUGACAUGGAUGCCGUACUUUUGGCCAUUGGUCUAGGCUGCUACGACCUGCACGAUUGCUUUGAGUUUGAGCCGUGGUUUAUCACGAAUCUCGUGCCAAUUCUUAUGAACCCUGACAGUGCUGUCGGGUCCUACCAAGGGCAGCCCGUGUUGCGCUUCCGCAUUGUAUGGCUCGUCAGUUGCUGGCUAGCGCAGCUGUCCGCAAGCGUACGACCGCCGCUGUACGACGCAUUGCUCAACACGCCGGCAUUCUUUCACGAGGCGGAUGCCAACCUCGCUCUUCAGCUGCGUAUAGUUCAGACCCUAGAGUCGAUGAUGGGUGACUGGGGAUUUCAGCACGAUGCGUUUGCUCCGUUCUUGCCUCAGGCGCUGAAGUGCCUAUUUGCCGUCUUUUCGCAAGCGAGUGAGCCUGAAAGCAAGAUGAAAGUGCUGAGUUGUCUCGAGGCAAUCGUUCAAGCGUGUGGUGAGCACAUCGUCGGCUUUUGCCACCAGAUCAGCGCGCCCCUACCCGCGCUUUGGGCAAACGAAAGUGACGCGAGUAACUUGGUCCGCCAGAAAAUCCUCCAGCUCAUGGCAAAGCUUCUCACGAUCGUGAAGGAAGCACAUGCGAAUCCCGCUGGUGAGCACGUGGAGAAUGAUAGCUUGGAGACAUUCCUAAACAUGUGCGUGCAGGUCAUUUGGUUUGCGACGGAUGUAUCGAACCCUGACGAAGUCUUCUUGAUGGAGAGCGGGCUCGAACUCUGGAAUGAAGCCGCCGAAGUAUCAACGGUGUAUACUGAGCAGAUCCAUUUGCUUUUUGGAAACGCGUUGCGUUUGAUGGAGCGCGAUUACGAGCAUGUGGCACUAGUGCUGGCUUUGGUCGAGCGGUACUUGCGACUGGGCAAGACACAAUUCUGGCAGACUUAUCAUCAGAGCGUGUGUGGGCUAUUACAGGGUUUGUUUGGCAACGUCAAAACGGAAGCGUCUUUGCAGAUCGCCCAAGUGGUAGAGAUUGCAGUCACAACUCUUUCAUCUGACCACAUGGAAGGGAUCGUACUGGUGGUGAAAGCAAUGGUUGGAGCAUGCAUUGCUUUUCAGCAAGGUGAGCUGAAGCAUGAGCCGGAAACCGUGCUUGCCGGGUACUUGAGCGUUGUAGCGAGACUAAUGGUGAUUGACCUCGACUUCACGUUGAAGACUGUACUCGUGGACGGUCACGUAGUAGCCGUUCUCGUGGAUACAAUGCUCAGGUUGUUUUACACUGUGGGGACGUCGCCGUUGACGCUACUGAGACGAAAGGUGUGGGCGCUUGCAUUGUGCUCUACCGUCAUGCAGAUAGGGCAGUCGUUAUUAGCAAAGACUGGUCAGGUCCUGGAGAUCUGUGUGGAGGUAAUAGAAGAGGAAGAGGAGGAACGAAAGCAAAAACAGACAGCUGCUGCUGCAGAUCAAGACAAGGAUGGCCCGCGAUCAGGAGUUUACCGUGCUUUCCUCGCUCACCACCGAAGCCAGCACCAGCAACUGCGUGCAGAAGAUAUCUCCAUAUCGGCUGUCGACUUGAAGGAGUCCGUCUGCGAAAGAUUGAACGACCUUGCAGUCAAAUUAGGCAGCAGUGCGUUCCACGAGUUACUACAAACAGUAGACUCGUCAGUGCUGCGCAAAUUCCAGUCAUAA
Hyaloperonospora brassicae is the source of this 3270-nucleotide messenger RNA. NCBI's taxonomy places the organism in Eukaryota, Oomycota, Peronosporomycetes, Peronosporales, Peronosporaceae. The record is from the annotation of a GenBank genome assembly.